Solea solea (common sole) is the source of this 2248-nucleotide messenger RNA. RefSeq names its product MTOR associated protein, eak-7 homolog (gene meak7). The record is from RefSeq and is a predicted model, not a curated record. The transcript has 9 exons. Gene Ontology annotation, biological process: TOR signaling. Bases 78 to 1442 code for a protein of 454 amino acids. NCBI's taxonomy places the organism in Eukaryota, Metazoa, Chordata, Actinopteri, Pleuronectiformes, Soleidae.
CAUCUACACCCGGAAGUUUACAUCGCGCUGUAACGCGACGAUAAUCAUGAGCGGAGUCGUUUAAAAACAAGAGCAUCAUGGGUAACACCGAGAGUGUGGUGGUGCAGAAGCGACUGGCCCGCUUCCGCCCCGAUGAGCGCCCUGUGAUCGAGGGCGCCUUCAACAGGCUCCAGGGUGGAACUGCAGGGAAGACGCUGACGUUGGACGCGCUGCAGACCUCUAUGAGUGGUCUGGCUCCAGACUCCAUGAUCCAGCGUCUCUACAGGUGCAUGUGCAGCAUUGACCCUGGUCUGGUAGCGGCAGCAGCCUCUAGGGACACGAGCGGCUCUGCAGCCCCUGGUGUCAGUCGGGAGCAGUUGGUGGUUUUCCUGGCAGACGCACUGCGGGGCACGGCAGAGGAACGGGCGCCACUCGUCAUGGUCAUGACGCAGCACGGAGCCGAGGCUGCAGCCGCCGUCACAUGUGAGGAGGUCGCAGAGUUCCUGCAGGACCUGAUCUCUGCUGUAGUUCAGAUUCUGGUCCACAGGGGGCGCUUGCAGGGCUGGAAGUCUGGCAGAAUGGGCGAUGGCUCCGUCGGAGUCAAACUCCUGGCAGAGCAGAUGUGUUCUGAGCUAAAACCCACAGAUCAGGGGGGUUGUGAUGUUUCCUGUCUAGAGGACUGGAUCUUCAGGGUUUCUCAGGUGUCCUUGUACCUGGAGUUGUUGGUCGCUGAAGGCCUGAGUGUUUCCCUGAGUGGGCGUCCGGCUCCCACUCUGCUGCCGCCCUGCAGGGAGACGCCCUGGGACAAGCUGCACUGUCUGCUGGACGUCCCCACCCUCAUGUUUCUGGCACUGCAGUUGCCGGACAGGUACAGCGCCCCCUGGAGACUUGUGUUCUCCACACAGCUGCAUGGCGAGAGCUUCACCAGAAUGGUGAGCGGUCUGACCCGUCACGGCCCGACGCUGCUGCUCAUCAAAGACUCGGCGGGACACGUGUUCGGGGGCUUCGCCUCACAUGGCUGGGAGGUCAAACCUCAGUUCCAGGGUGACUCCAGAUGCUUCCUGUUCACUGUGUUUCCCAAACUGAGAGUUUUCACAGCGACAGGGUACAACGAGCACUUCAUGUAUCUCAACCAGCACCAGCAGACAAUGCCCAACGGACUGGGUAUGGGCGGUCAGCACGACUACUUCGGCCUGUGGCUGGACAGUGAUUUCGGCCGCGGUCACAGUCGCGCUCGGCCCAAGUGCACCACAUAUGGCAGCCCUCAGCUCUCCGGGGAGGAAGACUUCAGCGUGGACUCCGUGGAGGUGUGGGCAGUCGGAAAACCCCCAGAACCUGAGGAGGGUGAGGAGGGUAAGAGGAGCGUCCUGGACACAGACCUGGAGGUCCAGGCCAUCAUGGAGAUGACGGGGAAGACUCUGCACAGUCAGGGCCUCAGGGAGCCAGAGGAGGAGGAGCAGUGAGAGGCGGAGUCACUGUCUGCUGAGUCAUGGUGGGAUUGUAUCAUCUGACUCAGCGGGUUCAUGUUUUCACCUGAGCUCGUGAAUCUAUUCAAAAGUGUUUGAGUCAGUCUUACAAUCAUCUGAGAGGACGAGACACUGGAGAGUCUACAAUAAUAACAUCUACAAUAUCAUCCUCCUCUUACUCCUCUUCUUUCUCCUCAUUCUCCUCCCCCUUUUCAUCUCCUCUCUUCUUCCUCACUGUCUUCUUUCUCCUCCUCUUCCUCCUCCUCCUCCUCUUAAUCCUCUUCCUCCUCCUCUUCUUCUUCUUCUUCCACCUCUUCCUCCUCCUCUUAAUCCUCUUCCUCCUACUCCUCCUCCUUCUCAUCUCUUCUUCCUCACUGUCUUCUUUCUCCUCCUCCUCUCUUCUUCCUCCUCCUCUGCUGACAUGUAAAUCAGUUGGAUAAUUUCCAUAUGCAAAUCUCUUCUAUAAUCUCUCAGUGGCACCAUGAUGAAGAUGAAGAUGAUGAUGGACAUUCAAUUCUGACAUCUUUAUAUUUAACAAAAAAAAAGUAUUUUAAUGCGUCUUUUUUUUCUUUCUGUAAAUAAUUUGAAAUAACGAGUUGUUUUAUUUGUGUAACUUUUGAUUCCUGACGACAUUUAUGUCACGUGACGUGAAAGAAAUGAGGCGUUCAAGGAAAUUGGGGAAAAAGCAGCUUUCUCUUCUGCUGUCUGCACUCAGGUCAAUUUCCAGGUUUGACAUACACUGAUCAACAUCAAAUGACUUUGAUUGAGAGAAUAAAGGUCGGAGGAAUCUGUGACUAAGAUAA